This is a messenger RNA of Dermatophagoides farinae (American house dust mite), 1783 nucleotides long. RefSeq lists its product as uncharacterized. The record is from RefSeq and is a predicted model, not a curated record. Lineage: Eukaryota; Metazoa; Arthropoda; Arachnida; Sarcoptiformes; Pyroglyphidae.
AAUGGACAUCAUCAUAAUCACGUUGAUGAUGAUAAUGAAUCCUUUGACUACAGAAGCACAAAAAGGUGAUCCAUCAUUUAUGCCGAAAAUAAUGCCCAUAACAAGUACGGUAAAUCGUACCGGUGUACAACGUGUUUAUUGUACGGCAAAUUCCCAGACAAUUGGCCAAACAUCAACAUUUGCCGUGGUGAAUAAUCGUCUUUAUCAAUUCAUAUAUGACAUGAGUGUAAUAAUUUUUGAAGAUCUGGAUGCCCAUUAUAAUGAUGAUCAACAACGUUUCUUUUUGGAUAUCGGUACACGUUAUGAAUUGAUGGAAGAUUGGGAAAAAAUGCUCGCAGCAGAUAUGGAUUAUAUUGGACGUUAUCGUUUUAUAAUGAAAAAUGUACCAGAUGAACGUGAUUGGCGCGUUACGAUGGCAAUGAUAACACAUCCAUCAUAUGGUGCCGGAUUCUUUUCAUAUCUGGGAUUUUCACGCUAUUUUUAUCUACUGUUUGUGAAAUGGGAUAAACAACCACCGGCAACAAGUAGUGAUGUACCACAAUCACAGCAUAUAAUUCUAUCGAAUUAUUCAAUCAUUGUUUCGAUAUCAGCGGAAACGGAAUAUUUUGCUUUAGUACUAAGAAAUGAUCCAACAAAUGGUGAAGACCUAGUUUUUGUUUAUCAUCAACAAAUCAACGAAAAAUCCGUACCAAAAGGUACAUUUUGUGAAAGUGAAACCGGUGAACAAUAUUUUCAUCAACGUAAACCAAAAGAUAUUUGUAAAACUGGUUCACAAUUAUCACAAAUGAUGAGAGAAUUUAAUUUUGGAUUUACUGCCCGUAAAAAUCUUUAUCUUGUUGCAAGUGAAGAACAAUAUGUUAUAGUCAUUGAUAUUGGUGUAUUGAAAUCAUACGAUAUGGAAUAUCCAUAUCAACGAUACUCGUUGGAUGAAGUAUUUGUUUGUACUGCGGCAAGAUCACCGGCUAUUUAUCCAACAUUAUAUCCAAAAGGUGCUAGGCCAAAUAUUGAAUCAGCCGAAUUCUUGAACAACAUGGAAUCUGGUGGCGGUGGUGGUGGUAAUACAUGGUUAUUUACGCCAACCGUAUGGCUGAUUAUUGUUAGCCUGAAUUUUGUUUUAGUCAUAUUGAUAGGUGCAUUAUGUUUAUUAUAUGUAUCAAGACGUAAAAUUCGUGCACGUUCGGGAAAACCUGGUUUUGGUUCAUUAUGGUCAUCAGUGUCAUCAUUGUCAUCAUCAUCAUCGGCAAGUGGAAUAUCAUCGCGAUCAUCAUUCUCAUCAUCAACUGCAUCGUCAAAUGUUGGUAGCUCAUUUUCAUCUCGUGCAAGUAGUGGUGUAUCAUCAUCGACAGCAUCCUCAAGUGUAUCAUCAGCCGCUUCAUCCGGUGUAUCAUCAUUUCAAUCCAAAUCAAAUGUUCCCGGCGCAAAAGGAAAAUUUUUUCGAAAGAAAAAAUAUUCGAAAAAGAAAAAAUAUCGUAUACCAACAUUUGGUCGAUCCAAACUAUCGAAUGCAUCAUCAGCACAAUCAUCAGUCUGGAAAUCAAAAGUUGGAUCAACAGCAUCAUCACGUGUAUCAUCAUCAAGAAUACCAUCAUCAGCCGUAUCAUCGAUGCAAUCAAAACAAGGUGGAAAGAAAAUGAAAUGGCAACAGUCACCGAAAAAGAAAGUUAAAAUGAAAAAAAAAUAAAGGCCAACAAAAAAAUCAGCGAUUCUCAAAAAAGGAAAAAUAUCAAUAGAAUUUUAUCUCAUAAUUAUAUAGAAUUGCAAAAAAAAAUUCACUCACAAAGAA